UAGCAUGGAGUUGGCAUAAAAUUUCCAAAAGAGUGUUCUCUUUCCCCUAAUAUAAUACUACUCUUUGGUGAUCUGUCAUCAUUAUAAAAAAAAAAGUCAAAAGUUCAAGAAAAGUCUGUGAUGUGUUCUAUGGCAGCGAAUAUUGUCCAAAAUGGCUGAGACAGAAACCGAUAAUAACAGUAUUAUAAGAUCAGAAAGAAAUAAUAAGGGAACUGUGCCUAGUAAUGGGCCACGACGCGUAACUAUUUAUAAAACCGAGACUGGUUUUGGUUUCAAUGUCCGUGGCCAGGUGUCAGAGGGAGGGCAAUUGAGAUCGAUCAACGGGGAGUUGUAUGCUCCUCUUCAGCACGUAAGUGCUGUAUUGGAGCAAGGAGCUGCUGAGCAAGCCGGUAUUAGAAAGGGGGACAGGAUCCUUGAAGUAUCGGACAGGGGUAUGACCUCUAUAGGGUCAGCGUGUGGAGGGCGGGGGGGAGCAUCACAUACCACCAGAAGGGUGCUAUUUGAUACCCGUAACAAUUUGUGUGGCCUGCUGUGUGGUCGAGAGGGAGAGAGGGUUGACCUAAAGGCAUUUUUAGAAAUGCUGCCCAAAAUAACUACCACGCUGUCGGAGUCGUGGGCAAACGCUAGUAUAGUAAAGGCCAUGAACAUACCUGUUUUGAUAAUUUUGCAAUUUUAG
Molecule: messenger RNA, 676 nt
Organism: Diatraea saccharalis (sugarcane borer)
Lineage: Eukaryota; Metazoa; Arthropoda; Insecta; Lepidoptera; Crambidae
Source: the annotation of a GenBank genome assembly